This is a messenger RNA of Agrilus planipennis (emerald ash borer), 2714 nucleotides long. RefSeq lists its product as uncharacterized. The record is from RefSeq and is a predicted model, not a curated record. Bases 82 to 2592 code for a protein of 836 amino acids. The transcript is spliced from 4 exons. Lineage: Eukaryota; Metazoa; Arthropoda; Insecta; Coleoptera; Buprestidae.
GUCAAUUAUAGCGUGUUCUAACCUGAAAAAGUUUAAACUAGUAAUUUUCCAACUUAUUUAUUAAUUGUUGUUAUUUUCGCAAUGAAUAGUCAGGUGAAAACACUAACUUAUGAAAUAGCGGCUUCGCCAAGUGUUGUUGGUCUGACUUUGGAUGGAAUACCAUGUAUUAUUCCAGAAGUUAUACCCCCACAAACCUACAUUAUGAACCUAGAAAACCUUGAACAAUCUGAAGUGCCACUUCAACUCAUACAAAUCAACAAAGAAGAUGCCCAAAUGCUUGGUUUAUGUAACAGCAACAAAAACAACUUUCUAAAGAGCCCUUUAAAACAGCAGAAAAAUUUAAUGUCUUCUAAAUUUAAUUCAAAUACAAACAGUAGCGUUAGUUUAAAGUUACUAAAUAAUUCUGUAAUAUUUACUAGCGAAGCUUUAAAUAAUUGUUCAUUUCCUAAAAAGGAAAUUGUGGAGAAACCUUUGGGUUCUUGUGAAAACCCCAUCGAGAUUAUUCAGAAUGGUGGAAAGUUGCAGUCUACUCAAAAUUUAAGUGAAGAACAUCUGCAGCAAAUUGCAGAAGCCCUGCAACAGUUUAAUCCUACAAAAAAGCAAGAAGAGGAAGAAGAAGAAGAAGAUCCUUCACAAGAUUAUGUUUAUGAGUAUGAAAUAGUUUAUCCUGAUGAACUGGAUAUAAAACCAAUAAUUGCAACUCAUCCCAAGAGGGCAAAGAGAACUAAGAAGAGGCCUAUUGAAAACACAUUUUCUGAACUUGAGGAACCAAUAAUUUUAAAAAAAGUCAGAACACGAUCAGGAAGAAUUACAAGGCCUCCACGGUACAUAGAGAAGGAUUGUAAGGCAGUCGAAACAGAUCAUACUGGAGAUACUAAAAAUGUUGAAAAGGGUCAAGAAAUAGAAUCGUGCAAAGAAGACAACAACAACAAACAUGUACAAAGAAAGAAAAUAGAUUGUCAAACAAAAAAAAGACAGAUUCCAGCCCAGUAUCGUUGUCCUAAAUGCAAGAAAGCUUAUUUGGGACACAGUCGCAUGUUAAAACAUUUACAACAGAAUCCCAGUCAUGGGAAACUUCCAGACUCCUGUAAACUUCUACGAGACAAUCAAACAUGGAAUUUCUUGAUAAACCUCGCCCUUAAAUGUCCCAUUGGAAAAAGGGGCAUCAAAUUUUGCAAUGAAUUUAUAAAUCUGUUGAAAAAUGCCAAAGAAUUUGCCAAGGUUCUUUUUAAGCAACCAAUGGCAUGUGAUAAAGAUUUAUUUUACAUAGAUAAGGAGCUAGGGGCAGUCCUAGGAAUAGAAUGUGGCGAAUACUGUUUAAAUGAGGCUGAAAUCGUUAAAGAUGCCUCAAUAUUUUCUCUUUUAGACAGUUUUAUGGAAGACAAAGAGCCAGAAAACGUAUACAACAAUACAAAUUCUAAAGUUCCUACAAAAGAAGAAGUUAAUUUGGAUUUGGCGCAGAGUAAUUUUGAUGAGAACAGCAAUAGUCUAGACACAUUGUUUUCAAAAGGUAUUCAAAAUAACGUUUUGAGCACAUUGAACGAAAAUUUAAUUACCGUGAAAGAUCUAAAUGAAAUUACUUCUAAUUUGCUGACAGAUUUGUUGAAAACAGAAAAUCAAAGUAUAGAUCCUUGUAAUAUCUUAAAUGAUGUUUCCUUAAAGAAAGAUACAAUAAUGAAGCGAAAUGCCAACUCAAUUAUACGGAAACGUUUAAAAAAGAAAAUUACAAAAAAUAGUAUUUUGUCUGAACAAAAAUUAAAUGAAAGCACUGCCAGUAAAGAAGCCAUUUGUUCAGAUUCUAGUCAAGUAGUAGUGGAAAAUAAAAACUCCCUUCUACCUUCAUUAUAUUCAUCUAAUUCUACUGAAAACAACAAAUCCAAGUUUGUGGAAGAUGGUACGUUUAGUUUUUGCAAAUUUAAAGUGAAAGAUACGACUGAAAAUCUUUUGGACUCGCCAUUUAAAUCUUUUAAGGUUCAAAAUACAUCAGAUGAUUUGCUGUGCUCAUCAAUUAACCCUACCGAUUAUAAAGGCCGUAGAACACCUACUUUCGACAUUCAAAAUAGACGGAAACUCUCAAAAGAAAAUACAAAAAACGAGGAAGUUGAGAAUUGCAAACAAAGUACAGUCAGUUUUGUUGAGAGCAUUAAUUUGAGUGAUAAUCAUCAGUUUGUUACAAAAAAUACAGACACAGUUAAUAAAUCCAUCAACAGCAACCCUGAAAGAGAUGAAUUGGAAAUGUUGAGCCCUUGCAAGUCAAUUUCAAUAAAUUUUCUAGACAAUAAGCAAGAUCCUGGUGACUUUGUUCUUCUUGGUCCUAUUAUUAAACAAGAAAAUGAUUUUCACAGAAACAUGCCAUUGUCCAGCGAUUUGUUGGCUGAAAAUUCACUUUUAAACACUUCAGAAGAUCUAAUGACUUUAUCAAAUGUGCCUAGUUUUUUGGACAAUAAUACAAGUUCAGACGAAAUAAUGAAUGUUGAUCAAUUUGUGAACGAACGAUUUAAAAACAUUACGGAGCCGGAACUUGACUUGGGGAACCCCGCUAUCAAUUUGGACCUACAAACUAUGGAUUUAUUUCCUUUCGGUUCUAGUUGACGAAAAUAAAUAGAAAUUAACUGUUAGUCACUAGUUUUACUAUCAUAAUUUAGUUCACUUUGUUGGUUUUUUGUAAGGCAGCUAUGAAAGUUAUUCUGAAAAGAAUAAAAGUUGAUCAAAAU